Messenger RNA from Setaria italica (foxtail millet), 1301 nucleotides. Its product is annotated as cytochrome P450 88A1. The transcript is spliced from 6 exons. Lineage: Eukaryota; Viridiplantae; Streptophyta; Magnoliopsida; Poales; Poaceae. The annotation marks the transcript as partial. Gene Ontology annotation, biological process: brassinosteroid homeostasis; brassinosteroid biosynthetic process; multicellular organism development. The record is from RefSeq and is a predicted model, not a curated record. Gene Ontology annotation, cellular component: endoplasmic reticulum. Gene Ontology annotation, molecular function: heme binding; iron ion binding; ent-kaurenoic acid monooxygenase activity.
UUUGGCAAUUUGGCAUGCAGGUUUGGCCGCACUGGCGUGUACCGAGCUUUCAUGUUCAGCAACCCGACGAUCCUGGUGACGACGCCGGAGGCGUGCAAGCAGGUGCUCAUGGACGACGACGGCUUCGUCAACGGGUGGCUCAAGGCCACGGUGGCGCUCAUCGGGCCCAAGUCGUUCGUGGCCAUGCCCUACGACGAGCACCGCCGCCUGCGCAAGCUCACCGCCGCGCCCAUCAACGGCUUCGACGCGCUCACCGCGUACCUUCCCUUCAUCGACCGCACCGUGACGUCGUCCCUGCGCGCGUGGUCCGGCGAGUGCGCCGACGGCGGCGAGGUCGAGUUCCUGACGGAGCUCCGCCGGAUGACGUUCAAGAUCAUCGUGCAGAUCUUCCUGGGCGGCGCCGACGACGCCACCAUGCACUCGCUGGAGCGGAGCUACACGGACCUCAACUACGGGAUGCGCGCCAUGGCCAUCAACCUGCCCGGGUUCGCGUACCGGCGGGCGCUGGGGGCUCGCCGGAGGCUGGUCUCCGUGCUGCAGGGCGUGCUGGACGAGAGGCGGGCGGCGACGGCCAAGGGGUUGACGCGGUCCAGCAGCGUGGACAUGAUGGACCGGCUGAUCGAGGCGGAGGACGAGCACGGGCGGAGGCUGGACGACGACGAGAUCAUCGACAUCCUCAUCAUGUACCUCAACGCCGGCCACGAGUCCUCCGGCCACAUCACCAUGUGGGCCACCGUAUUCCUGCAGGAGAAUCCCGACAUCUUUGCAAAGGCCAAGGCAGAGCAGGAGGCGAUCAUGAGGAGCAUUCCACCGACGCAGCAGGGGCUGACGCUGAGGGACUACAGGAAGAUGGAGUACCUCUCACAGGUGAUCGAUGAGACGCUGCGGUUCGUCAACACCUCGUUCGUGUCCUUCCGUCAGGCGACCAAAGACGUCUUUGUGAACGGGUACCUGAUCCCCAAGGGCUGGAAGGUUCAGCUGUGGUACCGGAGCGUGCACAUGGACCCUCAAGUGUACCCUGACCCCAAGAAGUUCAACCCUUCAAGAUGGGAGGGCCACUCGCCGAGAGCCGGCACAUUCCUCCCCUUCGGCCUCGGCGCAAGGCUCUGCCCCGGCAACGAUCUCGCCAAGCUGGAGAUCUCCGUCUUCCUCCACCAUUUCCUCCUCGGUUACAGGCUGACGAGGACGAACCCCAGCUGCCGGGUGAGGUACCUGCCCCACCCCAGGCCGGUGGACAACUGCUUGGCCAAGAUCACCAGAGUUUCGGACGAGUACUGAAUUCUGAUGAAGCAUAUCUAGCU